AUGGCGCCUAGACUUCGUCCCCCACCCCAGCCAAACGAGGCUGAUCCUUCUAACAAUACCAGGAUGUUGGAGACAGUCAUUGACAGGCUGCAACAACAGAACACCACUUUGAUAGAACAGAACGCUGCCUUGAUGAGGCAAAACCAGGAAGCACUGAACAGUUUGGAGGCUUCACGUAUCAGUUCAGAAGCAACGCAGAGGCAAUUAAUGGAUAUUCUGGCAGCUAGCCGAGGCACACCAGGAGCCUCUUCUUCUAAUGCUGCACCUCAUGCGGAAUGGAGUUUGGAAAGCUUCUUGCAACACCAUCCUGCAAAAUUCAAUGGAAAAGGGCUUCCGGAUGAAGCGGAUCAGUGGCUUAGAGACAUGGAGCGGAUCUAUGAUGCCAAAAGAUGUCCAAAUGAAAACCGUUUGGCAUUCACAGAAUAUUUGUUGAUGGGAGAAGCUAGCCAUUGGUGGUCAAGUGUGAAGAUGUUGUUGACCGAAGCUCAGAGUCCCAUUUCUUGGGAGGUUUUCAGAACUAAAUUCUACGAAGAGUAUUUCCCGGACAGUGUGCGUUUUGCCAAAGAAGUGGAGUUUCUCCAAUUAGUACAAGGUGGUAUGUCCGUCUCGGAAUACACCAACAAAUUCAAACAUCUGGUCCGUUUUAAUACCAUGGCAACCAGUGAAGAAUGGCAAUGCAGGAAGUUUGAGAACGGGCUUAGAAGUGAUUUGAAAGUGUUGAUAUCCUGCCUGUGCAUUCGGUCUUUCCCUGCCAUGGUGGAGAGAGCUAAGGUUCUGGAGAAGAACGUUGCUGAGGCAGAGCAACAGAAGAAACAGCAAGCGAGUAGGGGGCCAGUCCAGUCCAGAGGUGCUAUGAACGUAAGAAGGUCUCCAUAUGUUCGUCCAACUCAAUCAUCUGGCGGAUCACAAGCCUUGGUCACUGUUGGCCAAACUGGACAGCAAAGGAGUUUGACGUGCUAUCAGUGUGGAGGACCACAUUUGAGAUGGGCUUGUCCUCAACUUUCUGGAGUAAAACAUUGCAACAAAUGUGGGAGAAACGGGCACUCGGAUCAGGAGUGCAAUGUGGGAGGACGAGCGGUAAUGAGACCGCCAAAUGCUGAAAGAGCUCAACAAGGGAGAGGUGGACGUGCACAAGCAAUAGGAAGAGUGUAUGCUAUUACUGGUGCUGAAGCUGCUCGUUCAGGUACACUCAUCACCAGCACUUGCUUAUUGUUUGGAAAGCCGUGUGGUGUGUUGUAUGAUUCGGGGGCAACUCAUUCCUUCAUCUCGAAGGCAUGUGUUGAGGAGUUGGGGCUAGUGGAGAGCGAGUUACAGUUCGACUUGGUGGUGUCAACCCCAGCGGCUGGUGGGAUUAAGACAUCUACAAUUUGUGUGAGAUGUCCUAUAGAAGUUGAGGGACGUAGAUAUAAGGUUAAUCUCAUUUGCCUACCCCUUCAAGACUUAGAAGUAAUUUUGGGGAUGGAUUGGUUAGCUACCAAUCGGAUCCUCAUUGAUUGUGGGAAGAAGGAGUUAGUCUUUCCAGAUGAAGAAGAAGAAGAACUAUCAAUUACUCUUGGACAGUUUAAGGAGGACAUCAUGGAGGGAGCAAGCUGUUUCCUUAUCAUGACUUAUGAAGGCAACGAGAUAGAGCGAUCGUCCAAUGUGGAUAACAGUGGAGGACGAACCGUAGUGGAUGAAUUCCCGGAUGUAUUUCCGGAUGAAGUCCCUGGUCUACCUCCCAUUCGUUAG
Molecule: messenger RNA, 1728 nt
Organism: Vigna angularis (adzuki bean)
Lineage: Eukaryota; Viridiplantae; Streptophyta; Magnoliopsida; Fabales; Fabaceae
Exons: 1
Coding region: 1-1728 (575 amino acids)
Molecular function (GO): zinc ion binding; nucleic acid binding
Source: RefSeq, a predicted model, not a curated record